Messenger RNA from Trichoplusia ni (cabbage looper), 1366 nucleotides. It is a transcript of the gene Vps36, whose product is annotated as vacuolar protein-sorting-associated protein 36. Bases 104 to 1312 code for a protein of 402 amino acids. Gene Ontology annotation, cellular component: ESCRT II complex; late endosome membrane. The record is from RefSeq and is a predicted model, not a curated record. The transcript has 7 exons. Gene Ontology annotation, molecular function: phosphatidylinositol-3-phosphate binding; ubiquitin binding. Gene Ontology annotation, biological process: protein transport to vacuole involved in ubiquitin-dependent protein catabolic process via the multivesicular body sorting pathway. NCBI's taxonomy places the organism in Eukaryota, Metazoa, Arthropoda, Insecta, Lepidoptera, Noctuidae.
AAUCAAAUCUGAUUUCUGUCAAAAAUCUACUAUUAUUCAUCGCAAAAAAUAUUUAGUUUUCAUUUUAAGUGCUUCAAUAUAAAUAUUUCAAUGAAAAAGAGCUAUGGAUCGUUUUGAAUAUAUUGAAGCUCGAUUAUUCGAAGGCGAAAAUUACCUUAAACGAGACAAGAAUGUGAAGAUUUACGAUGGAGAUGAUAAGACUCAGUUUGUCGAUGGAGAAGUAGUUUUAACCACCCACAGAAUCUUAUGGGGAAAACCAGGAGACAUACCAAGAGGGCUUGUUUGUCUCUCCCUACAUUUAUAUUAUGUGUUCUGUAUUGAGGAAGAGAGUGGCGGAGUAUUCGGUCUGGGUGGGCCUAAGAGAAUUAUAUUGCACCUUGGACCUUCACUACCAGGUAAAAGGCCAGGCCCGGCCGUAGUCAGUCCAUUCCACUUUGUAAAAUUUUCAUUCAAGGAUGGGAUUGAUCAAGCUUUUUACAAAGCUCUUACUGAUGCUGUAGCAGCCAAAGUAUGGGAAAGGUCAACUCCAAUAGCUUCUCCACUUUCUGCUACAAGUCCUAAUGCAUCCCCAAAACCUUCAGUGAUGCCUGUAAACUCUAAAAUUCGUUCUGGAAUAGUAGGCAUUGAAAGAAGUAUAGAGGAACAGCAUAGACAAACUGAUGAAAGUAUUACAGUAGCAUUUCAAGAUCUAAGAAAACUUAUGGAGAAAGCUAAAGAUAUGGUUGCAAUAUCAAAAAAUAUUUCUAAUAAGAUUAGGGAUAAACAAGGUGAUAUAUCUGAAGAUGAUACAGUAAGAUUUAAAUCUUAUUUAAUGAGCCUAGGUAUUGAUGAUCCAGUCACAAGAGAUGCAUUCAGAUCUGAUUCAGACUAUUAUUUGGGACUAGCACAACAAAUUUCUGAUAUGAUGGUUGCAGUGCUUAUGGACACAGGAGGAAUCAUGUCAUUAGCUGAUGUAUGGUGCAGAGUAAACAGAGCAAGAGGCUUGGAGCUCAUUUCUCCUGAGGAUCUUUUAAAUGCAUGCAAGUUGCUGCAGACAAUAGGUGCUCCAAUGUCGUUAAGAAAGUUCCCCAGUGGUGCAUGUGUUCUGCAGCUAAAUAGCCAUCAAGACGAAGAAAUAGCCAAGACUACUAAUGAAUUGCUUGAAGCAAACGGCAGUCUGACCCCAGAGAAAUUAUCACAAAUAGCGAAGGUAUCCGUCCUGCUAGCUCGCGAGCGCCUGUUUACUACAGAACGCCUUGGCAUGGCGUGUCGAGAUGAAUCUAUUGAAGGCCUGGCAUUCUACCCCAACCUGUUCCUCAGAGAAGGAUUGUAGUUAGAACUGUUAUAUGAUGUUAUUAUGUUAAGAGUUUAUUACAAUUAUUUGCAA